GGGGCCGCGGCUGGAAGCGAGACGAGGAGGAUCAGAGCUCGCGGGCGUCAUGGGGCGCGCCCUGGCGACACUCAACGUCGAGAUCUUCCAGCUGCAGGCCAUGGUGGAGCCUCUCAGGAAGCAGUACGUCCAGGCGCAGCAGCAUAAUGACCAAGUCAAGAUGGACGAGAUCCUGGCGGCGUGCCCAGAGGCCAAGCCGACGGACCCCGUCGAGCCCGCUGAGCCCUCCAUGGGGCAGAAGCUCCAGCAGGCGGUGGCGGAGCUCAACAAGCUGCAGAAGCAACAGGACAAGCUCGCUAAGCAGCUCAAGCGGGUUACCGAGUACCGCGACGACGUGCUCAACAGGAUCAGCACCAACGUGGCUGAGCUUGCGGAGGCUAAGCGGAUCUUCACCGAGGCGAAAGAAGGACUGGGUGGUGAAGCUGAAGCACCUGAAGCAGAGAAGAAGCCAGAUGACGAAGAACAGUUCCCUACCCUAUCCCAGGACGACCUGGCCAUGCUGGACGAGAAGCAGCAGCAGGAGUACGAGCAGAUCCAGAAAGAGUACCAGCAGGCUAAGACGUUCAUCAACGCGAAGAAAGAAGCUGUCCAUAAUGCGAAGAUGGCGCUCGACGCGGCCAAACAGAUCCACGAGAAGGCUAGUGAGCGACGUCGCGGAGGCCAGGGCGAAGCUCGUACCGACCAGGCACCAGCGGCAGCACCAGUCCCUGAACCUGUCCUACCAGAGCAGCCAGCUGGAGCAGGACAGCCUAUGGAUCCUGAACUCAGGUUGGCAGCCAAGUACGACCUCUCCAAGGAUGACCAGGUCCAGGCCUACCUCGCGGAGCUGGCUAAGAUCAAGGGCAGGACCAAGGUCGCGUUGGCUACAAGGCAGGAGACGGAGUUGGAGGGCAGCCUGAACUCCACGCAGUGCUACUACUCGGCACUAGCAGAGCCAGCUGCGAAGGGGGGUGAGCCACAAGGGGUUGGCCACGAGCCGAUGUGCGGCAUAUCCCCACUCGCAGCAGGCCUUCAUCGAGGGCCAAGCAUCAACUCCAAGCCGGCGUAUGUUAAGACGGUUUGGAUCGACGACGAGGUCGACUACAUCACCGAGAGUGCUUUUACUCGCAGUGGUGAUGCUAUGGCUACCGCGUCGUCUCCUUUUUCUACUUGCGGGAGCUCUACGUGUGCUACGACGGCCUCGGACCCAGAUCGCGCAGGGGCGCGGGAUUCUGGAUCAACGUUCGCAGUCAUCAACGGCACCAAGCAGAGCGAACUGAACGACGAUGUCAGGGACGUUGUCAAAGCUUUCGUGGCCAACUGCACGCAGUACAAUGAGGCCGCCAAGAAGUUCGUAGAGGACGAGCAGAGCGAGGAGUAUGACAUGAUCGCAUUUAGUGAGCACCACUUGCGAGGGCCAGCGGCGGAGAUCGAAGCUAACAGGCUCAGGCACGCGCAGGGCCACAGCAUCUUCGCGAAGGGGUUCCACGACAUCACCAUCGUCAAGUGGCAGCUCAAAGGACAGGAGAUAGCAGCUAUCACGGCAUACCUCACGGCAUCGAUUGGGUUUACGGGCGAGAAUAUUCGCAAGAUGAAGCACCUCUUGCACCUGACGCGCAGCCUGGGCAACAUACCCUGGUUCAUCUGCGGCGACUUCAACAACGCACCCCAGGCAGUGCGAGCACAGCAUGAAGUCCCAUGGUCACCGCGCAUAGGUAUUGUCAUAGAGAUCUGUGCCAAGCCGAACAGGAUCACCAUCCGUAAGCCCAUGCCCCCAGCUAAGAAGCCCAUCCCUACCACGGAAGUGCGGCGAGAGAAGGGCAUUAAGAGAAAGCAAAGGGACAGACAGCAGCACCAAGACAUGGCCAAGUACUUCGACUCAGAACUCCUGGACGAGACGCUCCUGGACGCGCACUACACCGAGACCGUGGCUAUGAAGUGCGGCCCGACCAUCUGGGACGAGCGCCGCGAGGAGGAGGCAUCUUGCCAAAUCCGAGGCCCUCCCAGGUGGGUUCAAAACUCGCUGGCAUACAAGCAGAACCCGAGGAUGAGCGACUUGCUCGGCACAUUGUACGGCAAGUGGGCGAAUGCAGCGGAGAGGGCGCUUGCUACGGUCACGCAGAACCCGAUCAAGGCUACGGCGAGGAGGGGGCAACCAAUCCGCCAUCGCGAGGUGCCCUUCCCACAGCACGUUGCGAGCAAGCAGUUCGAAGACACCGCGGCAGAUAGACAACGACAAGUCAGUAUUUUAUGGUCGAAGUUAUAUCAGCGAUGCCAUGAUGGUGAAUUUUUGCCCCGGAGGCACCCGAUCGAUAGCCAGAAGCACCUGGAGACGAUCAGCAGUACCAUCAGGACUUAUGCCAACCAGUUGGACGCCUUCGGCACAGCAGAAGGGGACGAAGCAGCACACCUUGAUGGACAAGCGAGGCGCCUAGCUUCCCGCGUCACCAACCUUCGUCACUAUCCUGGGCCUGAGAACACCACCGAGAAUAUCCAAGAGUGGCAGGAGGCGACCGAGUUGACGAGGGCACGCAUGGACUGGCAUACGCGGAUCCAUUGGAAGAAAGUCAGAGAGCAAGUUGGACAAUGGACCAGGACGGCUUUGUCAGGCAGCAUGAAG
Prorocentrum cordatum is the source of this 2599-nucleotide messenger RNA. NCBI's taxonomy places the organism in Eukaryota, Dinophyceae, Prorocentrales, Prorocentraceae. The record is from the annotation of a GenBank genome assembly.